AUGGCCACUAGUUCUGCUCCAGCAGCUUCGUUGCUUAAGCGACAGCUCAAAGAGAUGCAGGCUGGCAAGGAUAUUCCAGGCAUCUCAUGCGGCCUCGUAAACGAUAACAACAUCUUUGAGUGGGAAGUGAUGCUCAUGAUUAGCGACGACUGCAAAUACUACGGCGAUCCCAUUCCUUUCCACCCGAAUAUCUACGAAAACGGCAAGCUCUGCAUUUCUAUCCUCCACCCUCCCGAGGAAGACGAGUAUGGCUACGAAGCAGCCUCUGAACGCUGGAGCCCAGUCCAGACACCCGAAACUAUUCUUCUCAGCACCAUUAGUCUAUUCCACAGUCCCAACGACGAGAGCCCUGCCAAUGUGGAGGCUGCACGGAUGUUCCGCGAGGAAAGGGAGGGCAAGAACAAGGAUUUCCGAAGACGCUGCAGAAAGUGCGUGAGGGAGAGCUUGGGAGAGGAUUAG
Molecule: messenger RNA, 459 nt
Organism: Fusarium musae
Lineage: Eukaryota; Fungi; Ascomycota; Sordariomycetes; Hypocreales; Nectriaceae
Exons: 2
Coding region: 1-459 (152 amino acids)
Cellular component (GO): endoplasmic reticulum; cytosol
Source: RefSeq, a predicted model, not a curated record